GGGCACCCCCAGGCGCAAGGCGGUGCAGGCCAUGGGGCCGCGGGCAUCGGCGGGGCAGGCGGAGGCCCAGCAGCUGCAGGAGCUGAGGAACCGGACGGAGAGGGCGGAACGGAGGCUGUUGGCCUGCGAGAACCUGGUCGGGGAGCUGGGCAGCAACCUGGCUGCCCUGGGCAGCCUCCUGCAGGAGUACGGGCAGCUGCAGCAGCGGCUGGAGAACGUGGAGAACCUGCUGAAGAACAGGAACUUCUGGAUCCUGCGGCUGCCCCCCGGCUCCCGGGGAGAGGUCCCCAAGGUACCGCUUACAUUCGAUGAUGUUUCAGUGUACUUCAACGAGCAGGAGUGGGAGAGACUGGACCGCUGGCAGAAGGAUCUGUACAGGGCUGUGAUGAGGGGGAACUACGAGAUGCUGAUUUCCCUGGACUAUGCUGUGUCCAAGCCUGACAUCCUCUCCCGGAUCGAGAGGGAUGAAGAGCUUUGUGUCAAAGAUGGUCAGAAGCCCCCGCUGACACGUAUUGGAGACAGUCAGGAGCCCCUGCAAGCACCAGAAAAGGUGGACCGGGUGGAAGAGGCUUUGGGAGAAGAGGAAGUUCCCAUGGAAGCUGACAGAGACUAUGCUGUGUCCAAGCCUGACAUCCUCUCCCGGAUUGAGAGGAAUGAAGAGCUCUGCAUCCGAGACGGUCAGGAGUCCCGGCAGACAAGCGUCCGAGACGGUCAGGAGUCCUGGCAGACAAGCGUCCGAGACGGUCAGGAGUCCCUACAGACACCAAAAGAGAUGGACCAGAAGGAAGGGGCUUUGGGAGAAGAUAAAGUCCCUGCGGAAGUUGACACAGAACUCCCCAUCCUCGUGAUGAAUGUCAUGUCCCUGAGUGCACAAAAAGGGCAGCAGCACAGGGAAGAUCAGCCUGAGACAGAGAUGGAAGAGGACCCGGCUGAGUCCAACACUGAGGAAGGCUCUUUAACAGAAAAUGAAAGGGCAUGUGAAGGGACUUCUCUUGAAAACAUCAAAAUUAAGGAAGAGGAGCCUGAAGCAUUGCAAGAGGUUUCUGCACCCUCUCCGAGUCCAGAGAUCCAGAAGUGCCCCAAAAGUGAGCCAGCCAAGGCCAAGAACAAGAAGAAGCCAAGCAGAUGUGCGAGCAGCAGCCUCCUGAUGGGCAACUGUCGGCGUGGCUAUGUGCGUGAGUGGUCGCACCCCUGCACCGAGUGCGGGAAACGUUUCCGUCUGAAAAUCAACCUCAUCAUCCACCAGCGGAGCCAUGCCCAAGAGGGGCCCUACGAAUGCACAAUGUGCGAGAUCAGCUUUGCGGACAAACGCCACUUGGACCUUCACCAGAGCAUCCACAUAAAAGACAGGGCCUUUGGGGCCAAGGUCUGGGGGAACGUCCACCCAGAGCUGAGGAUCCGGCCGAGGAGAAAGUUCUGCGGGGCUUUGUGUGGAGGUGCCCACAGCCUGGGCAAUGGGACAUAUGCUGGGGGUCCCUGGCUGGGCCAGGCCAAGGAGGAGCUAGACAGAGGGAGCCCUAAGUCUCGUAGGAAGUCUGUGCUGAAAUGCAGUUUUUGCAAAAAGAUUUUCUCUUGCACGUUUUCCCUUCGGCGGCACUUGCAGACCCACUCGCAGGAAAGGCCGUAUUGCUGCACCACCUGCAAGAAAUGCUUCACCCGUAGAACUCACCUCUUGCGCCACGAGAAAAUACACGACCGCCAGAAAGCCCUGGCUGCACUCCAACAGCCCGUGACCGUCAUGCCAGCACCCAAGCAGCCCCAGCCACAAGGAGCCCCAGAGACACCCACAGGCGGGAGCGUUCCUCACUCACCAGCCCAGGCAUCCGAGAUAAAUGUUAGCCCUGUGGCCACCGCAGCCAAAGCAGUUCCAGCAAAUGAGCUCCCGAUCGGUCCUGCAGAACUCGGACCGCCAGACAAGAACUGCCACAUCCUCGGCUGGGGUGGGAGAGCUGUCCAGCCUGUGGUUAGACUAGGAAACAGGGCAGCGCUUUCAGGGGUGACGGAGAAAUGACAACAGGAGAAAUCCGAACUGCUUGUGGCCCUGGAGAGAACCUGUGAGCAUUGAUGUUGCACAUGGUGGGGCACUGGGGUUGUGAACCAUCUGUCCACUGGAUUUUAGGAGCUUUCCUGAAUUGCAGAAGGAAACAAAAGCUUGGAUACCACCAUAGAGAGCAAAUUACAGAAUCCUCCAGUGACCCUAAAUGCUUUACCAUUCCUCAGACUCUCGUGUCUGCUGGCUAUUGCAUGAAAUUUUCCCAAGCUGACCUUCCAGCAGCUGAGCUCACCUAUUGAUGCUGGAGCUGACCCCUCACAUUUGGAAAUAAAAUUACAUGGUGAAGAGGACAAAGGGAACACAAUCAAGCUGGCAAGCCAGGCAGCCUUCCCAAGGAGCUCUUCACUUCACUGACAAAGUUUCUUCACCAACACGCCAGAUGAAGAAAGCAUGGCAUCUCCGAGACCCCAUCGUGUCCUGGCCAUGCUUGUCUAAUAACCCACCCUGGUGAGGAAAUCUGCUAACCCCUCAAUCAGAUUGGGAACAUCUGGGCGUUGCAUUGGAAGAUCCAUAGAACAAAUCAAACCACAAUAUUUUCUGCUUGCGAGGGUGCUGCGGAUGUUUCUGAGGUCCCAGCAGCACUCCUUCCUUCAACGAAGCCAGCCCGUGAGAGCCAGAAACACCCACGAGAGUUAAUUCCCUCAGGACCAGCCUGCACAGAUGGAGAGUCACUUUAGAAAUAUUUCACGGGUAAGAUUACUCCUGUGCUGCAGCAGCAGUCCAUGCGAGGACCCAUCCUUGGCGCUCAGGCGUGUUGGCUGCCACAUGCUGACACUGGUUCUUGCACGGGAGCAGCCCCUCCACUCAGCCCCGCUGCAGAAGGAAGUUCCCACUCUCCAAACUGCAGGUCAUCUCCUUUAGUCAUGUGCAAAAUCCCACCAUAACUAAUCCUAUGGAAGACUAGUUCUGCUAGCUACCUCAAAUGUCUUGUGGAGUGAGACCUGCCUGGAGGCAGAGGAGCAACUGGAGCCCAGUAAGCAAUGAAAGUCAGGCCAGGUGUGGCUCCGGUGUCCCCAGGAAUCACUCGAACCGCACGUGUCCACGGCCAGAGCCCUGUAUGCAUCACGUGCACUGCUGGGAACCACGAAUCAUGUACCAAGAGAAGAAAUUGGUCCUGGUGGCAUCACUGUGCAGACCAAAUGGAGAAGCUGUUAAGACUCCUGAGUUUAGUUUUCUGGGUUUUUUUUUUUUUCAUUGAGUUGUUUAAUGUAAUUAUUUGACAUCACAAAGUCUCUGUCCUUCUCUAGGCAGGGAGCAUGGGGAAACUGUUUAUCACAGUUUUCAUUCCUGGCCACUUACAAGGUCUGGUGGGCUGCAGAGGUGCUGCUGUGGGCAGCGUGCUUUGGGCACCAAGAAAAGGCCCGUGCCGCAUCCUGCUGUAAUCCUUGGUGCCAAGCGGUGCCCAGCCACCUCUGUGCCCUGCAGGAGGGACAGCAGUGUCAGAGCUGCUCCUUGGGGACACACACGAUGUCCCACUGCUUCUCUGGGCCAGUUUCUCACUCAAUUCCUGUCCCCUGGGAUUGUAGAGUGUGCCUGGACUGUAGUUUUAGCCAUGAGGGGGUGACGGUGGCAGACAGGUUGGCCCCGUGUCCCCAAAGGGAUGGCAUUGCCUGCUGCUAAGCCCUGUAGGAUACAGGGGUGGUUGACACCUUACGGUCACACAGUGAUGGUGCGUCUGGUAGUGAGCUGUGCUCUGGCACAGCACA
Molecule: messenger RNA, 3759 nt
Organism: Haliaeetus leucocephalus (bald eagle)
Lineage: Eukaryota; Metazoa; Chordata; Aves; Accipitriformes; Accipitridae
Product: zinc finger protein 777-like
Exons: 6
Coding region: 32-2011 (659 amino acids)
Biological process (GO): regulation of DNA-templated transcription
Source: RefSeq, a predicted model, not a curated record